AAUCAGAAUUAAAUCAGAAUCAGAUAUUCUACGAAAACUUCAUGUCAUAUUUCUUGAUCGUAUAAAUAUUUUUACAAGUUCUUAUCGCUUUAUUGCCUUUUAAUUGAAUAUAUUUUAACACUAUGUUCUCAAUUAUAAUAAAUUAAUAGAUUUUCUUUCUAUUUUAUUAUGAUCUAAUAAAUUGUAACUCAAAAUGGAUUUAUUAAAAACACCUUCAACUCAAUCUUUAUUAGAUUCUGAUCUAGAAUCGGUUGAAAGUCUUCAGUAUGUGGAUUUUGAAGAACUUGAUGAAAUUGAAUAUGCUCUACCUGCAAGCGUAGCUCCAACAUUAGCUGAAGUUUUGUCGUCAGAGGAAUUAGAAAAUGAAAAUAAACCACAAAUUAAGAAUUUUGAGGAGUCAACUACUUGCACUGCUUUACAAGUUGAUUUCUUACAGGCUAUCUCACAGCAAUUAACUCAAGCUCAAGAACGAUCAUCAGCUGGUGCUGCUACAACAUUAAGUAUAGGAACCAAUGGAAGACUGACCGUAGGCACAGCACAUGGUCAUCUAUUGUCCUUUCAUGAUCAAACUUUGCGAUGGGUUUGCGAUGCAAAUGGAGACAAUGGUGCAGUUACAUGUCUAUCUUAUAAUCACGAUGGCACUCGCCUUUUGGCAGGUUUUGCACGAGGCUUAAUUCAUCAGUACGAAAGUAUACGUGGGGUAAUUCUUAGGCGAGUCGUACUUGGUGGAGAAACAUGGGGUACAUUAAGAGUUACGUGGGCUGGGACGUGUGGUCUGGCGCUUGAUACUGGAGGAUCUGUUUGGCUUAUAAAAUUUUCAAGACCAUUAGGAGUGCGUUCUGCUAGAGUAUCCUGUUUGUUUUCGGGAGCUAGAGGUGAAGUAGUUGCCAUGAGCGCUCGUGAUGCACGUAUUCUAGCUCUAGCAACUCUAUCAAGAGUCAUUAUAGUAGCAGGAGGCCGAGCUUCAGGGGUGAGAAUGGAUGGCCCUCUUGAUGUGCUGCCAGUACUUGAGUGGUGUGAAACAGAUGCUAGAAUGCUUGUAUGUGCACGUUCUACCGUUAUGCAAUGGCUUGCGGUAACACUUAACGGUUCAUCAAUUAACAUUCGCCCUGUUCAACGUGUAGAAUUAAAAUCAUCGCCAAUAUGGCUGGGAUGGCUUGGCGGCAGUCUCGCCAUCUUCGAUGCUGAUGAAAACCUUCGACUGUGGGGUGAUGACUAUGAGAAACCACUAGAUUUAUCACAAAUAGAACCUGUAUACUCAUCUGCUUUUUUCAAGGGACAUUGGACAGAUGGUCGAGUAUCGCGAGCUAUGUGCAAAGCGGGAGAAAGUGCUUUAGGAGGUGCUUGUAUAUCAGAGGGCACAUUGGCCUUGUUAGGCCGUCGCGGUGUUGUCCGUGUGAAGCCAAGAGAUCUAUUGGCCAGGGCACAAGCAUUUAUAACAUCUGGACGCUACACACAAGCUUUGAGGUUGCUCUGCUCGUCACAAAAUUCAGAAACCAAAAAAUUAGCUAUCGAAUUUGUUGUAAAUUUGGCAGAUAGGCCACAUAUAUUGAGCAAUAAAAAUAUUGCGGUUCAUGUUGUCAAGCUAUGUCUUAAAUAUGAUAUGAGUGAUGAAUUGUGGAAUUGUCUUUGGGAGAACUGCUCAGGGGAACAGGCAUUUGUCGAAGCAUUGGGAGAUGCUGCAGUACGAGGAGAACUUUCUAACAAUCCACCAUCGCCAGAUUUUACACAGGAGCUCAUCGAGCGUCUGGCGGAGUUCGAGCCGGAGCUGGUGGAGCGCGUGGUGGCGUCGCUGCCGCUCACGGCGCUCGACCCGCACCGCGCCAGCGUGUUCACGCGCCAGCGCGGCCUGUGGCGCGGCGCGGGCGCCAUCGCCGCCGCGCUGGACGGGUGCGCGGGCGCGAUGCGCGAGCUGGUGGCGCACGUGCGGCCGGGCUGCGCGCGCGAGGGCGCGCGCUGCGGCUGCGCGGGCGGGGCGCUGCUGCUGGCGGCGGCGGACGCGCUGGCGGGCCGCGGCGCCGGCGGCCGCGCGCUGCCCGCGCACGCGCGCCCCUCCGCGCGCCACGACGCGCUGCACGCGCUGCUGGCCGAGGAGAGCGACGGGCGGUCGCCGCUGCGCGCGCUGGUGCAGCACGACGCGAGCGCGGCCGUGCGCCUGCUGGAGCAGUGCGCGCGCGAGCCGCCGUUCGCGGGCCCGCUCGGCAAGCAGAACCGCCUGCGCGUGGCGCGCGCGCUGCUCGCCUGCGCCGCCGACUUGCCGGAGCCCGAAAGGCGUAUUGAGAUUAUAGAAUUUAUCGCCGGACAAUUGCAUGCAGGAGCGCUACCGGUCGAUCAGGAGGUUAUUAAAAAACUACAAGAAUUAGUGUCGACCACAGACAGCGAGCGCGCAGACCGCGCCUGGUUAGCGGUACUCACUCGAAUACGAAACCAACGAGACCAAAUGCUGCUUCAGUACAGAGGUGCUAUACUACGGCCGCGCAUACUGUGGCGAAUAGACACCAUGCUCGAGCGACACGACGAAGCUCUCAAGGAGUUCUUUGAUAUUCAACAUCCAUCCGAUCAAGACAUUGACGAAUUCUUUGAAUACCUCAGAUCGAGAGUAGAGAGCGAUGAAGAUGCUAGGAACCGAAUACGACCAUAUUUUCCAGCACUGGUCGAAAUACGACCACGACUAGCGGCGGCAUUAUUAAAUGAUGAUUAUUCGAUCGAUACAUAUAUUUUAGAUAGUUUAAGCACCAAUAGUAAAAUAGAAUUCAGCGAAUGUCUUCUAGAAAUGGGUCGCCUUCGUGGCGACGCUGCAGCUACAUAUUUGCGAAAUUUGGGUGUCGUUCGACCCAAAGACGUCAAGGACUUUUUAGUGAAAAAUCCAGGAAUCAUUAGACCGGAGGACGCUCUGAGCAUCGUAAGAGAGCUAAAACUUCAGAACGCAGAGCCGGUCUGCCUGGAAGCGACCGGCGACUACGCGGGCGCCCUCGAAGCUCUCCUCCGACUGAUCACGUCGACGGAAGACGAGGAGGCCAAAACUGAGCUGAUCGGCGAGGCGAGCGCGCUGUGCCUGCGGGUCGCGCCCAGCGUGCCGCCGCGCGCCGCGGCCGACAUGUGGUCGCGGCUGCUGCGGAGCGUCGGCGCCGUGCCGCCCGCGCUGCUGUUCGAGGCCAUCGCCUUCCUGCCCAUCGAGGAGCUCGUGGUGAAGACGUGCGAGUCCACGCGCGUCGCUCUCGCCGUCUUGGCGGGGGGCGCGGCGCGGCGCGACGUGUGGCAGUGCGCCGCGCGCGUGCUGCGCCGGGAGACGCACGAGGCGCUGGCGCGCGCGCUGGCGGCGGCGCGGCGCGGCCUGGCCGUGCGCGGCGCGUGCCGGCGCUGCGGCGGCGCGCUGGCCGGCGGCGGCGCGCGCACGGCGCACUGCGCGCGCGCCUCCCACCCCGCCUGCGCGCCGGAGGACACGUGCGCGUGCGGCCGCCGCGCGCCCGCCGCCGCGCUGUCGCUGGCCCCGCUGCCGCGCCGGCCCUCCACGCCCCAGGACUACGGCCUGCAGCUGGUGGCACCGCCUAGACCCGAUUUGGAGGGCGUCGUGUGAUUAUCAUUUUACGUUUUGUAUCAUACAUACGUAUUUAUUGAAAUAUUAUAAUAUGUUACUGA
Melitaea cinxia (Glanville fritillary) is the source of this 3639-nucleotide messenger RNA. RefSeq names its product vacuolar protein sorting-associated protein 8 homolog (gene Vps8). Gene Ontology annotation, molecular function: protein binding. The record is from RefSeq and is a predicted model, not a curated record. Gene Ontology annotation, cellular component: late endosome; HOPS complex. The coding region runs from base 194 to 3577 and encodes 1127 amino acids. The transcript is spliced from 9 exons. NCBI's taxonomy places the organism in Eukaryota, Metazoa, Arthropoda, Insecta, Lepidoptera, Nymphalidae. Gene Ontology annotation, biological process: endosomal vesicle fusion; protein targeting to vacuole.